AUGAAACCUCCACAAAAAGCUUCUUCAUCGGCGAGCAAUAAGAGUGUAUCUGAAUCCGAGUCAGAAGAAUCCAAGAAUGCCGAGUCUACUUCAAGAAUCCAAGAGCUUCUUCCUCUUGUGACUGCUUCUUCUCUUCCUAUGGCUGAUUCUGCUCUUCCUGCUUCCUCAAAGAAGAGACAAAGAGGAGCUAAUGAAGAGAGUGGUACUUCAAAACGUGGCAAGGUGGUGGGGACUCAGUUUCACAAAAAAUGGAGUGAAGAAGAUGAGGUAAUCUUAGUCCAAACAAUGAUUGAUCAUUGUUCAAAACUCAAUGACAAACAUGCUUUUUACAAAAUUGUUUCAAACUCUAUGUCUUUUGAGAUUAAGAGUAUGAAGCAGUUGAGUGGAAAAAUCAGAUGGUUGAAGAACAAGUAUGUGGGAAGAUAG
Camelina sativa (false flax) is the source of this 426-nucleotide messenger RNA. The record is from RefSeq and is a predicted model, not a curated record. Lineage: Eukaryota; Viridiplantae; Streptophyta; Magnoliopsida; Brassicales; Brassicaceae.